Molecule: messenger RNA, 1087 nt
Organism: Boleophthalmus pectinirostris (great blue-spotted mudskipper)
Lineage: Eukaryota; Metazoa; Chordata; Actinopteri; Gobiiformes; Gobiidae
Product: C-type lectin domain family 10 member A-like
Exons: 8
Coding region: 165-1004 (279 amino acids)
Source: RefSeq, a predicted model, not a curated record
UGGCCUGAUUCAUUCUGAGCGGGUCAAUCGUUGAACAAACACACACAGACUUUGGACCAAAAAAAACACCAACAUUUUUUGAAUCUAGACCACGAUCCAGACCAAGAACCAGACCAGGACCCAGACCAGGAACCAGACUCAGACUAGAAUUAGGACCUGGAGAAAUGUCGACUCAAUUUCGCGACGAGCCGGACGAAGACGAUGUCAGCAACUCCUACUGGAACAAAGACCCAGGUCCAAUCCGGUACUCGGCCUUUUUCAUUUAUCGUAAAUGGCUGGUCUCUGGUUUAGUUUCAGUCUUCAUCCUCAUCCUCAUCAUUGCCUUUGGAGUUAGCAAUGCGGGACUGGCCUCUCGUCUGGGUUUGAUGGAGGAAACCGUUUCGAACCUGAGUGUCUCUUUGACCAGCUCACAGAAAGAAAGCAAAGAUACAGCCAAAAGCGUGCAGAGGCUGAGAUUUAAUGUGGAGAGCAACAAGGACAACCUCAACUCAGUGGCAGAGUCAUUACAACAGCUCUCAGCAUUGGAUUCGCUGACCAAAACAGUGGCUUCGGUCAAAUGCACAUUGAACCAAUUACUCAACAAUGGCACGAUAGGCUCUGGCUGCUGUCCGCUAGAGUGGGACCGGUUUGAGUCUUCCUGUUAUUUGUUUAGUAAAGAGUCCAAGACGUGGCACGAUGCCCGAGACUGGUGCCACGCUCACCAGAGCCAGCUGCUCAUCAUCAGCACUGACAAGGAAUGGGACUAUCUGACCAAUCACCUUUCGGGGACCUUUUACUGGGUCGGAUUGACAGACGAGAACGGCAAAUGGGAAUGGGCCAAUGGAACUCCAUACACCAUGGACCGCAGGCGGUGGAAACCUGGGCAGCCUGAUAACUGGACUGGUCAUGGUUUGGGGGAGGGGACGGAGGACUGCGCCCACCUUCACUGGGACGGGCGCUUAAAUGACCUGCACUGCUCCUCCCGCUUGAAAUUCAUCUGCCACAGACACAGCACCCAAACCUAAACCUAAACGCUAAAUUAAAUGUACUGGCUUGUAUUGUAAUGGUAAUAAAAUUCACUCAUGGCUUAUUUCUGUAUCUGUACACU